Messenger RNA from Rattus rattus (black rat), 3835 nucleotides. It is a transcript of the gene Tle1, whose product is annotated as TLE family member 1, transcriptional corepressor. The transcript has 21 exons. The record is from RefSeq and is a predicted model, not a curated record. Bases 920 to 3364 code for a protein of 814 amino acids. Gene Ontology annotation, molecular function: protein binding; transcription corepressor activity. Lineage: Eukaryota; Metazoa; Chordata; Mammalia; Rodentia; Muridae. Gene Ontology annotation, biological process: negative regulation of canonical Wnt signaling pathway; regulation of DNA-templated transcription. Gene Ontology annotation, cellular component: nucleus; transcription regulator complex.
GGUGCUUGCAGCCCCCGCCACACCGCUCGGGCGGGGUGCUGGUUUGCUAGCGAGUGUGAAACCGCGUGUUAAUGUAAGCGGCGCAAGAGGCGCGGGCGGCGGCAGGAGCAGCGGCGGGGACCCCGCGUCCCGGGGCAGGAGCCGGGACUCGCCUUCGACGUGGCCCUCUGUGGAGGGAGGCAGAGCGGCAGCGUGCUCUCCGUCGCGCGGACGUUUGCCUCCGGGUCGUGAGAGAACUUUGCGCCGGCUGGAGCUGGUCAGCCCUUUGCUUAGAGCCGAGGAGGGGAAGGCAAGCGCUAGGAGUGUUAGAGCCGCGGAGAGCGCCCGGAGGCCUGAUGCCCGGGGCAGGGGCGCGGCGGGCGGCCGAAGAGCUGCACCGCGAGCAGUAGCCGUGGACUGGAGGGAGAGCGCAUACUGGCGUGACCCUGCCUGGACCCUGCUUGGGCUCCGCAGCUUCAAGCCGCACCGGAGACUCUGCAACGCCGGUCGACGAGCCGGGGGUAACCCGGAGCACACCGUCGUGGGAGCGGGUGACCUCCCGACCCGAGAAGCGGCACUCGCCUCUGGCUGUCUACGUGGGUUUUAGCCAAGGCGCCACCUGCACAGCCGCCGACGCAGGGAGGAGACACACAGCCCCCCUGCAUCCGUGAGCCACCGAAGGGAGCGCACCCGGGGCACCGGGUGGAGGGCCGCCGUAGGUCCGGGCGCCCCCGCUGCUCAGACUCCCAGGCGCGGGGCCGAGCCGCCCGCAAUGUGGCCCUGAGGGCGGGGGCCGCACCCGUCGCGCCCUGGCCUUGCAUCCCGAGCGCCCCGUGCGCCGGCCUGCUGCGCUGCUUCGCGUUCCUCGGUGGAAUUCAAGUUGGAAGUGGCGCGGAGGAUAGAGCUAUCCCGGAACAGAGCCGCGGCUGCUGCCAGAGCGAUGUUCCCUCAGAGCCGGCACCCAACGCCGCACCAGGCUGCAGGCCAGCCCUUUAAGUUCACUAUCCCGGAGUCCCUGGACCGGAUUAAAGAGGAAUUCCAGUUCCUGCAGGCGCAGUAUCACAGUCUUAAAUUGGAGUGUGAGAAAUUGGCAAGUGAAAAGACAGAAAUGCAGAGACACUACGUGAUGUAUUAUGAAAUGUCAUACGGAUUAAACAUUGAAAUGCAUAAACAGACCGAAAUCGCCAAGAGAUUGAAUACCAUUUGUGCACAAGUCAUCCCAUUUCUGUCUCAGGAACAUCAACAACAGGUGGCCCAGGCUGUCGAACGUGCCAAACAGGUGACCAUGGCAGAGUUGAAUGCCAUCAUCGGGGUACGUGGCCUACCAGGUCUACCUCCUACACAGCAGCAGUUGCAAGCUCAGCAUCUCUCCCAUGGCCAUGGACCCCCAGUACCUCUCACGCCUCACCCUUCAGGACUUCAGCCUCCUGGCAUCCCGCCCCUUGGGGGCAGUGCCAGCCUUCUUGCGCUGUCUAGUGCUCUGAGUGGGCAGUCUCACUUGGCAAUAAAAGAUGACAAGAAGCACCAUGAUGCAGAGCGCCACAGAGACAGAGAGCCGGGCACGAGUAAUUCCCUCUUGGUCCCAGACAGCCUAAGAGGCACAGAUAAACGCAGAAAUGGUCCAGAGUUUUCCAGUGACAUCAAAAAACGGAAGGUGGAUGAUAAGGAUAAUUAUGACAGUGAUGGGGACAAGAGUGACGACAACUUAGUUGUGGAUGUGUCUAAUGAGGACCCUUCUUCUCCACAUGCAAGCCCCACACACUCACCCCGGGAAAACGGAAUUGACAAAAACCGUCUGUUGAAGAAAGAUGCUUCAGGUAGCCCGGCAUCCACAGCCUCCUCUGGAAGUUCCUCAUCCCUGAAAUCCAAAGAAGUGAACCUGCAUGAAAAAGCCAACACGCCUGUUCUGAAAUCCAGCACACCAACGCCUCGGAGUGACAUGCCAACCCCGGGCACCAGCGCUACGCCAGGCCUCCGUCCAGGUCUCGGCAAGCCUCCAGCCAUGGAGCCCCUUGUCAACCAAGCAGGAUUUGGUUUUCAUUUGGAAUUGGUACCAGGGAGUGGAAAGUUCGGACUCAAGGAGAAAUCUUGGAUUUUAUCCAGAAAAUCUUCUUUUGAGAUUAAGUCAGCAGCUGGCCUGAGGACGCCCCUGGCAGUGCCUGGCCCAUACCCUGCCCCCUUUGGCAUGGUGCCCCAUGCAGGCAUGAACGGAGAGCUGACCAGCCCUGGCGCUGCCUAUGCAGGUCUACACAGCAUGUCUCCACAGAUGAGCGCUGCAGCUGCUGCAGCUGCUGCUGCUGUGGUGGCCUAUGGGCGCUCCCCAAUGGUUGGUUUUGAUCCUCCUCCUCACAUGAGAGUACCUUCUAUCCCUCCCAACCUGGCAGGAAUACCUGGCGGGAAACCAGCAUACUCCUUCCACGUUACGGCUGACGGACAAAUGCAACCUGUCCCUUUUCCCCCUGACGCCCUCAUUGGACCUGGGAUUCCCCGACAUGCUCGGCAGAUCAAUACCCUCAACCACGGGGAGGUGGUGUGUGCAGUGACCAUCAGCAACCCCACAAGGCACGUGUACACAGGUGGCAAGGGCUGCGUUAAGGUCUGGGACAUCAGCCACCCUGGCAACAAGAGCCCCGUCUCUCAGCUGGACUGUCUGAACAGAGAUAACUACAUCCGUUCCUGUAAAUUGCUACCUGAUGGCUGUACUCUCAUAGUGGGAGGGGAAGCCAGUACUCUAUCCAUCUGGGACCUGGCAGCUCCAACUCCCCGAAUUAAGGCAGAGCUGACAUCCUCAGCCCCUGCCUGCUAUGCUCUGGCCAUCAGCCCUGACUCCAAGGUCUGCUUCUCAUGCUGCAGUGACGGCAACAUCGCAGUAUGGGACCUGCACAACCAGACCCUGGUGAGGCAAUUCCAGGGCCACACAGACGGAGCCAGCUGUAUUGACAUUUCUAAUGAUGGCACCAAGCUCUGGACAGGCGGUUUAGACAACACUGUGAGGUCCUGGGACCUGAGAGAAGGACGGCAGCUGCAGCAGCACGAUUUCACUUCACAGAUCUUCUCCUUGGGAUACUGCCCAACUGGGGAGUGGCUUGCCGUGGGCAUGGAAAGCAGCAACGUGGAAGUUCUGCAUGUGAACAAGCCUGACAAAUACCAGCUUCACCUCCACGAGAGUUGUGUGCUGUCCCUAAAAUUUGCUUAUUGUGGCAAGUGGUUUGUGAGUACUGGAAAAGACAACCUCCUAAAUGCCUGGCGGACACCAUAUGGAGCCAGCAUAUUCCAGUCCAAAGAAUCUUCAUCAGUGCUUAGCUGUGACAUCUCUGUGGAUGAUAAAUACAUAGUCACUGGCUCAGGGGACAAAAAGGCUACCGUUUAUGAGGUCAUCUACUGAGAAUACCAUGGCUUCAUAUUUACAGUUGAAUUGGGCCAAAUGUUUGGAAUUUGUAGAAAUAGAACUUAUAAUUUAAAAAGAACAAAAACAACAUCAAAAAAACUGAAGAAACCUGUUUCCAAAUCUUGACACAGAACUGCUUUGCGUCUACAAAAAGAAGGCACCAAGUCUAUCAGUAGACAGUCACCUGUCUAACUUUGGACACCACAAUCACACCGAGGCCACAGGUGUGGAAUAGAGGAGCAAGCUGCUGUCUGCCAGUCCUGCCUUUGCCAACUGUGAGCUUACUGUUCUGUUUCUUGCAGUUCAAUUCACCUUGAGUCCUUUGUAGAGCAGUGGUGUCUCCAAUGAACUUGUUUCUUGGUUUUGCAUCUUGUGAUUUUUUUUUCUUUUUGUAUUUUUGUUGUUUCAACAUUUGUAUAAAUUGUAAAUAUAUUUGGUUUAUUACAGUAAAACCUUUAGUACCAGUAA